UCUCUCCACACUUUUCUUUCUUUAUUUCUCCAAUCUCUUUAAUUUCUCUUUUCUUUUCUUAGUUUUGCCCCUCCCUUGCCAUCUCUUAAUUGAUUUCUAUAACAUAUGUAAGCUAAAUUAUAAGCAGGGUCUAGCUUGUUCUGAGGCUCAGUUGCAGUAGAUUAGAUAGUUAAUUAGGUGGAGAAGUUGAGAGGAGAGGAGAGGAGAUAAGAGAAUGAAGGAAAAUGGGAGGAAACAAGGGGCGGCCUCCCCUUGUGCUGCAUGCAAACUGCUUCGGCGGAGGUGUGCUCAGGAUUGUGUGUUUGCUCCUUACUUCCCAGCGGACGAGCCCCACAAGUUUGCCAGUGUCCACAAGGUCUUUGGUGCCAGCAAUGUCAACAAGAUGUUGCAGGAGUUGCCCGUUCACCAGCGAGGCGACGCCGUCAGCUCCAUGGUUUACGAGGCAAACGCUAGGGUUCGAGAUCCGGUUUACGGCUGCGUGGGAGCCAUAUCUUCGUUGCAGCACCAAAUCGACGUGCUUCAGGCGCAGUUGGCUGUGGCACAGGCGGAGGUCGUGCACAUGAGAAUGAGGCAGUUCUCGUCGAUAUCAAGCCCGACCGCCACCAGCUCGCCGGAGAAUGGCUCGCCGAGCACGGCGAAGCACGCGCCAUCUCAGGCCAAGUCCCUUUUUAGCAUGGACAUGGUGAUGGAUCAGGCCAACAUGGGGGCGUCCCUGUGGUCAUGCUAGACCAUAUGAUCAUCAUGAUAAUUAAAUUAAUUAGUUAAUUAAUUAGCAUGCUCUCUCUCUCUCUCUUUAUAUAUAUAUAUAUAUAUAAAUACAUAUAUAUAUUGGCUUAAUCUUCCUUUAAUUUGGGUUGCUAUCAUGGUGGGUCUUUGAUUUUCUUUGUUGUCUGCCUCUUUUAAUUUCUUGCUUCUGCUUCUUAAUCACGUACUUACACUUUUUUCUCAGAUAUGUUAUACCGACCCAGAGCCUGAGGAGAUGAUGAUGAUAAUUAUUAACCAUAUUGUAAAUGUCUCGGCAUAUAAUUAUGAGUUGUUAUAUAAUCAAUUAGUUGACUGCUUUUAUUAAUUAGU
This is a messenger RNA of Diospyros lotus (date-plum), 1074 nucleotides long. RefSeq names its product LOB domain-containing protein 4-like. Bases 215 to 727 code for a protein of 170 amino acids. The record is from RefSeq and is a predicted model, not a curated record. The transcript is spliced from 2 exons. NCBI's taxonomy places the organism in Eukaryota, Viridiplantae, Streptophyta, Magnoliopsida, Ericales, Ebenaceae.